Ictalurus furcatus (blue catfish) is the source of this 3339-nucleotide messenger RNA. RefSeq lists its product as uncharacterized. NCBI's taxonomy places the organism in Eukaryota, Metazoa, Chordata, Actinopteri, Siluriformes, Ictaluridae. The coding region runs from base 174 to 1733 and encodes 519 amino acids. Gene Ontology annotation, molecular function: POU domain binding; DNA binding. The record is from RefSeq and is a predicted model, not a curated record. Gene Ontology annotation, cellular component: nucleus. The transcript is spliced from 9 exons. Gene Ontology annotation, biological process: regulation of gene expression.
CACACGCACACACACACUGUAACAAUGCCGUAAAGAUGCCUUUCCAGUAUUUUGAUCCGUGUUUUAUUUUUUUUUAAGUCUUUAAAAAAAACUACUUAAUGAAGGAUUCUUACAUUUUCAUUGCUUCAAAAGAAAUCCAGAAUUUUGCUUAACACUCUAGCGGUAACCUAAGAAUGGUAAGGAGUCGAGUGGAGAACACAGGAUAUGAAAGGAUACCAGUAACUUGUGAGGGGAAAGAGAAAGAGUAUGGUGCAUACAACUAUUCACCACUUCCCGGGGCUCUGGCAUUGAAUAUGAAUGGAACAAAUUCACCAACAUCAGCACUUACAGCACUAAAUGUGGAAGUACGUACCUCGACAGUAAAUACUGAGCAAGUACUGUCUUCUCCAAAAGGGACAAAGGCUCAUAAAACAAAAACUGAUCGGACAUACCUGGGUGUCAGAGUGAGAAUGCCAGUAAAAGACAUGCUCAGAAAUAUUCGCCUAGCCAAAGGCAUGGACCCCAAAGAAAUGCAGAAGAAAGAAAACAAAGGAUUAAAAGGGGAUAAAAAACGAGUGAAUAUAAGUAGUUGUCGAAGAAAUAGCCUGAAAAACUGGCAAACAAAGAGUUUGGAAGAGCUUGCCUUUAUACUGGAGGUGUUGGAAGAAGACCUUAAGACUAGUUCCUCCAGACAGUCGAGUAACCAACCACCCACCUUUGCCCCAGAGCUUGGAAACAAGUUCUGGGUGAAAAACCUUCUUCAGCAAGCUCAUCUAGAUGAGCCACCUCCAAAUCCAGUUUGCUAUGCAGCCACUAAAAAGUCCCCUAUGCAUUCUGCGGGAAUCUAUGGCUCUACAUAUGGCCAGGCUACUUCUCUCUUCACAGAUUUAGAGUCAGAUUACUAUAUACACAGAAGGCAGCAUGAAAUGACCUGUUCUCCAAGUGACAGCAAAGUGCAUGUCCCAUCCCCACAAGAGAUCUAUUUCAGCACCAAGAUGGACUGGUGGGGUUCACCACACAAAAUAGUAAAUCCAUCAAAUUCAAGCUCUGUGCAGGAGGAGUGGGACAGCAUGACAUACUUCUGGACCCAAAUGGAAAGAGAGGUGCAUCUACUGAAUCGUAUCUCCAACCAAGAGCUUCUUACUCAGGAUGAGAGGGGAAGAACACGCCUUCACCAAGCUGUUGAUGAGGGGAAACGAUCUCUUGUGUAUGUUAUUGGUAGACGGAUGGCAAAUCUAAACAAACUAGACAGCAAAGAUGCAGAUGGAAGGACUUCUCUCCACUUAGCUGCACAGAAGAAUCAGCACCUUGUGGUUGCUGAUUUAAUUUCCCUCGGUGCAAACAUCAAUGAAAAGGAUAAAUAUGGAAAAACAUGCCUCCAUCUCAGUGCGGAAUAUGGAUACAUCAGGGUUUUAGAGGUUCUGAAAAGCUACAUGAAAAGUGGGAAAUAUAUAGACUUGGAAGCCAGAGAUGUGAAUGGACUCAGUGCACUACAGCUUGCAUCAGUAGCUCUGAAGAGCGUAGUGGGUAAUUUGGAGAAGAGUGUGACAGUUGGUCAUGCCAGACUGCAUUCCCUACAUAAAGAGCAGAUGAUGGAAACCCUCAAGUGCCUCCUGCAGAUGGAAUGCAACCUGCAGUGCCUGCUAGGGCAAGAUUGGGCAACUGUAGGCCAGGUGAGUCAUACAUUUGAGAAAAUACUAAUUAUCUAUGAUCUAUUCAUAAUAUCUCUUAACCUAGUCCAUGUGAAUUUCUGAUUUGGUUAAAAAACACACUUCACUUUCACAAACCAAGAGCUUCUCAUCACCGAUUUUCAGUGAAGCAAUACAAAAUGUAAAGAAAACAUAAUAUUUGCCUUUUUUUUUUUUUUUUUGUAACCAACCAUCAUUGGUAAAAGGAAGCAGAAAAUUAAUGAGCAAUGUGGUUGUGGUAGAACUAACACAUUGGACAUAAACUGUACAGUAAAUAAAUUUAUUGUAAAGGCAGUAAAGAUUUAUUUAACAUUUAACUCUUUGUCUGUUCAUUGACUAAUUUGAUAUGAAGCCAUAUUAUCAUGUUACUUAGUAAGUAAUACUCAACAGACCUUAUGAAAUCUAUAAAACAUUUGCACACUUAAAACUGAGUUCACUGAUUUAAUAACAACAAAUGUACUAUUAUUAGAAGGUAGAGAAGAACAUGUUGUUUACAAGCUUCUAAACACACACCACGCCUUGUGUUAUUUUGUCCUAUACAGAAAUGAAGAUAUUGAGCUUUGCUGCUUGUGAUUAUCCUGUUCUCCUGGUCAAUUAGAACUGGUUUGUCCAGUUACGCAACUACUUUGAGCAGGAAUGACAGGUGUCUGUCAAACAAAGCAGUGCUGUUAACUGACAGUAAUGUUUUUGGGUUAAUACAAGUUUUAACCUGCCACAGAAAAAAGGUAUAUUUUUUAUCAUGUUAUGGUUAAAGCUAUGUAUUAUGCAACCAGAUGGAGUUAUUGUAACAAGGGUUCCUUUCAGUCCCUUUAGUUUGUUAAUAACUUAAAUGGUUGUGAGUCAGCUGGUUUCUGUGAAACUUCCAUUGUUUGUUAUGUUAAAAUAGCAAAACAGUUUUAAAAAGUGAUAUGUAGUGACCUAUAAGUCUGUUUGUUUCCAUAUUUUAUUAGGUGAGGUUUUUUUUUUGUGUGAGCAAAAACCAAAAAUACAUUAAUGCAUUUUUGAUAUAUUUUAAUAUAAGGUUAUUUGAAUAUUCUAUCAUAAUGUGUAAGGUUUACAUAUUUUCACAUCGCUGAGUGCUUGCAUACACUUUUAGAGUAUCGAACAUCAACUGAAUCUGUAAAGCCUUGCUUCAAGUCUAAAUAGUAUAUAAUAAAUAAUACAUAAUCAAGCAAAUAAACUUAGUCCUAUACUGAAUUGUGUAACUGUGGGGGAAAAAAAAAAGACUUCUUGAAGGCAUUUAGGGAUUGGUAGGAAUAUCUUGGGAACUGAUGGCUUUGUAGUCUAGGAUAUAGCAAAUUAUGGCUUCUUGAACACUACUUAGUACAUAUUUGUACAUAUUUAGAACAGCAUUGAUACAUACAUACAUACAUACAUAAAAGGAGCGAUUCCUUUUAAAAAUGGUCUUUAUUUAGUUGGGAGGAUUUGUGAAUUAUUACUUUGAAUGUUAACCAAGUUAGCUGUUUUUGAUAAAGUAUUACAAACAUGUCAUAUGGUCAAAAUAAGUGCCAUAUCUACCAUAGUGACAAAGAGAUUCGAGAGUUUAUUGUCAUAUGUGCAGGAAACAGUCUGUUACACAGUACAAUGAAAUUCUUACUCUGUGAAUCCUCCCAGCAACCUCUGAAAUAUUUUAAACAAGACAUAAUGAAAACACAAAAACAUAAAUCACAAA